CGCUGUUUGCAUCCAGCAGCAGAAAUCAUCACAUGAUCCACCCAGAUCCUGUCUGCUCCGACUCAAAGCUUCGCAGAGUUGCAUAGGUGCGAUAGUCUUUGUAUUUUGUUGGGACUAUAAUACACUGCGCAGGUGUGACACAGUCGUCGUUGUCUUCUUGAGAGUUGCUUCGAAGCCAAAGUUAACACAGACAACGCCACCCAUCCAUCUUUCCUUGCGUGCUGUUUUACCUGCUGGACAAUGAAGCUGAUCAUCUUGAAUGACUACGACGGGGCAAGCGAGUGGGCUGCAAAGUACAUUAGGAACAAGAUUUUACUGUUCAACCCCGGUCCCGACAGACAUUUUACUCUGGGACUCCCUACAGGAAGCACUCCUUUGGGUUGUUACAAGAAACUUAUUGAGUACUACAAGAAUGGAGAGAUCUCCUUCCAGUUCGUGAAGACUUUCAACAUGGAUGAAUAUGUAGGCCUUCCCAGGGAUCACCCUGAGAGCUACCACUCCUUCAUGUGGAACAACUUCUUCAAGCACAUAGACAUAAAAGCAGAGAACACGCACAUUCUUGAUGGCAAUGCACCUGACCUGCAAGCCGAGUGUGAAGCAUUUGAGAGGAAGAUAACAGCUGCUGGGGGGAUUGAGCUGUUUGUGGGAGGUAUUGGACCCGAUGGCCACAUUGCCUUUAAUGAGCCUGGUUCAAGCCUGGUUUCCAGAACCAGGGUGAAGACCUUGGCAAGGGAUACUAUCAUGGCGAAUGCCCGAUUCUUUGAUGGAGAUCUCGCAAAGGUGCCAACCAUGGCUCUGACUGUAGGAGUGGGCACUGUCAUGGAUUCAAAAGAGGUCAUGAUUCUCAUCACUGGUGCGCACAAAGCAUUCGCUUUGUACAAAGCUAUAGAGGAAGGUGUGAAUCACAUGUGGACAGUGUCUGCAUUCCAGCAGCACCCACAGACUGUUUUUGUAUGUGACGAAGACGCUACUCUGGAACUGCGGGUGAAAACUGUCAAGUACUUCAAAGGGAUGAUGCAUGUACACAACAAGCUGGUAGAGUCGCCUCUGUCAGAGCCUAAGAAGAACUGAGGACAUCUGUUUCAAACCUUAUGGAUCAUGGAGGCAUUUUUCAAAGGUUUACACUCCAAUAAUUCCUUUAUCUUCUGAUGGAAACAGAUCGAGCAGUGCUUGGAGUUCCCUACAAUUAAUCAUAAUAUGGAUAGUAAGGUGCUGGUACAGCACAGGCUGACAGUUUUUUGGUGAUUGUUUGUACAACUUUCCUUCUCAUUGGUUCUUUGUAAUAAAGUGAGUUUAAUUUUUUCA
Messenger RNA from Mugil cephalus (flathead mullet), 1305 nucleotides. It is a transcript of the gene gnpda1, whose product is annotated as glucosamine-6-phosphate deaminase 1. The record is from RefSeq and is a predicted model, not a curated record. Gene Ontology annotation, cellular component: cytoplasm. Gene Ontology annotation, biological process: carbohydrate metabolic process; N-acetylglucosamine catabolic process; D-glucosamine catabolic process. The coding region runs from base 241 to 1071 and encodes 276 amino acids. Gene Ontology annotation, molecular function: glucosamine-6-phosphate deaminase activity; identical protein binding. The transcript is spliced from 7 exons. NCBI's taxonomy places the organism in Eukaryota, Metazoa, Chordata, Actinopteri, Mugiliformes, Mugilidae.